Messenger RNA from Bombus huntii, 1065 nucleotides. RefSeq lists its product as uncharacterized. The coding region runs from base 1 to 1065 and encodes 354 amino acids. Gene Ontology annotation, molecular function: odorant binding; olfactory receptor activity. The transcript has 4 exons. Gene Ontology annotation, cellular component: plasma membrane. The record is from RefSeq and is a predicted model, not a curated record. Lineage: Eukaryota; Metazoa; Arthropoda; Insecta; Hymenoptera; Apidae. Gene Ontology annotation, biological process: sensory perception of smell; detection of chemical stimulus involved in sensory perception of smell.
AUGAUUAAAACAGAAGAAGUAUCAAACAAAGAAGAAAGGGAGAGGAACUUGAAACAAAGUUUAAGAUACGUGGAGCCUCUUUUAAUGGUACUAGGUGCCUGGCCACUUCCUCCAGAAUCAUCGUUGUGCAUGAAGAUAUUUCAACGUGUUAUUCCUGUCAUUAGUAUUUUCUUGGCGUUAUUUGUCAUUUGUCCGAUUUUUUUCUAUAUAAUCUUCAAAGCAAGAGGCACCAGAAGGCAAAUGGAACUGUUGUCGGCGUUUAUCAACAGUCUGAUCCAGUUGAUCAAGUAUAUUAUCAUGUUGAACAGCAUGAACGAUAUAAGAACGCUGUUGAAUGAGAUAAAGAACGAUUGGUUAUACGGUACAGAAGAAAAUCGACGACUCUUUCGCGAGAACGCGAAGAUCGGUGAUAGAGUGGUGUCCAUAGUGGCCAUCACCAUGUACUUUGGAGGUUUAUGCUACCGUACGAUUCUUCCUCUUUCGAGGGGCAGAAUUAUUUUACCGGAUAAUACUACUAUAAGACUAUUGCCAAGUUCAACAUACCUCCCAUUUAUCAACGAACAGAUCACUCCGAAUUACGAGAUAAUUUUCGUAUUGCAAGUUUUGAGUGGUUUAUUCAUCUACACAGUAUUCAUCGGUGCCAUUGCGAUUAUGAUGAUGAUAUGUUUGCAUACAUGCAGCUUACUAAGGAUUUUAACGGGCAAAUUGAUGGAUCUCAUCGACAAGUCGAAUACCAGCGAGGAAAUUAUUCAAGAGAAGAUCGCAAAUAUCGUUGAGUAUCACAGGAAGAUCAAAAAAUUCUUAAGUAACGGACAACUGCUCUCCGAGUACAUUUCUUUUUUUGAGCUGCUUAAUGGCACGAUUAUUAUCGGUUUGCUAGGAUAUUGUGUUUUACUGGAAUGGGAAAGUCAUAAUACCGUCGGUUUAGUGGUGUACAUUACAUUGCUAACAACUUUCACGUUCACCUCCUACACGAUUUGUUCUAUUGGCCAACUUCUUCUUGAUGAAGUAGGUAGACUACGGAUUAGUUAUAAAAGAACACAACAGUUUGUCAGCAGUAGUUAG